Messenger RNA from Alternaria arborescens, 1092 nucleotides. RefSeq lists its product as hypothetical. The record is from RefSeq and is a predicted model, not a curated record. The transcript has 3 exons. Bases 1 to 1092 code for a protein of 363 amino acids. Lineage: Eukaryota; Fungi; Ascomycota; Dothideomycetes; Pleosporales; Pleosporaceae.
AUGGAUUUCGAUACCCAAAGUCAAAGCCUCUCGCCAGGCGCGGCCACUCACAAUCCCAAUCUCAUCCUGCCAGCAACAUGCGACCCACCAUCUGAGCACAAUCCACCCAAGCGAGCAGUAUGGAUUGUCUUCGGGGCGACCGGUCAUAUGGGGCGUUCCCUCGUUCGAGCGAUACUAGCGCAUGGCGACCAAUGCACUGCAGUGGGAUGGACCGAGGAGAACACACCAGAACAGAUGGACAAAUGGCAGAACAGGAACUGCCUGGGCCUGUUGUGUGACGUAAGAGUACGCGAGACAGUAGAUCAGGUCAUCAAGAAGAGCAUCGAAUACUGGGGUCAGGUGGAUGUUAUAGCGAAUAGCACCGGCUACGGCGUCAUAGCAGCAUGCGAGGACCAGGACGACUACGACCUGCGCAAUCAAUUCACAACAAACUUCCUCGGAACACUUCACAUCUUGCAGUUGUCCCUCCCAUAUUUCCGCUCCCAGAACUCUGGUCGAUACCUCAUAUUCUCGUCCACGGCUGGAGCACUUGGCGUGCCGGGACUCGGCCCGUAUUGUGCGACCAAGUACGCUGUUGAGGGUCUGAUAGAGUCCAUGUUGUACGAGGUCGAUAUCUUCAACAUCAAAGCAACAUUGGUCGAGCCUGGUCAUGUUCGAUUGGACGAACCAGACGAUAACAUAUUACCACCCAGCUAUACUUCGGCGCCUACUCCUGGAACAGGACCUCCGAAGCCGAAGCGUUAUGGCCACUUCUUCGUGAAACCGAAUCCUAGCGAACCCUAUGCGGGGCUGACAAGUCCCGCGCAACACGCGCGACGGAUGGUACAAUGGCUGAACGACAGACAACCAGUCAGCGCUGUAAAAAGUGCAGAGUUGGUAUGGCAAUUAGGUCAUUGUAGUUAUCCUCCGCUACGAUUGAUCUUGGGUAGUUAUGCUGUGGAGAGCAUCCGUGACCGCCUGAAGAGCAUCACCGAGGAGAUUGAAGAUUGGAAACAUCUUUCGUUCCCUACGUCUAUGCCUCCAGAGGAAGAAGGUGGGAAAGAUGAUGUCAAGGAGGAGCAAGAGCCAGACGAUGAACAAAUGCAGGACUGA